CAGUUAUGCAUUUUUGUCAUGUCACGGCUUUGCUCGUCUCGCAAAGCGUAUAUUUUGAUCGCUCUAUCGGUUCGUUCUGCGUUUGACAUCGGUCGGCUUGCGACACACUGCCAUCCGGGAAACCAGCCUACUCGAGUGCGAAACAACACACAACCAAGCUCCAACCGCUAUGGGUUUCAAGCAUCUACUUACGGUGAAGGCGAACGAAGUUAUUCCGGUGCACAAGUACCGGUCGGAUCGCACCGGCCUGACUGUGAUUGUCGGCGAAGUCGAAGGGCCGGUAGUGAAUGGGUACUUUACGCUUGCCACCGAGGCCCACGACGAUGACGGGUUGCCGCAUACGCUGGAGCAUCUUAUCUUUCUCGGCUCGGAAAAGUAUCCGUACAAAGGUAUUCUCGAUUUGGUAGCGAACCGCUGCUUGGCGUCCGGCACUAAUGCUUGGACCGACCGUGACCACACAUGCUACACGAUGACAACGGCCGGGAGUGAAGGGUUCCUGUCCUUGCUGCCGGUGUACUUGGACCACAUCCUCUACCCGACGCUAACCGAUUCCGGGUUCACCACCGAGGUGCAUCACAUCACCGGCCACGGGGAGGAUGGCGGUGUGGUGUACUGUGAAAUGCAGGGACGCGAAAAUACGGGCGAAUCACGCGUGAAUUUGGAAAUGCUACGAGCGGUGUACCCGAACUGUGGCUAUAGCGCCGAAACGGGAGGCAUCUUGAGCAACCUGCGCACCAGCACCACCAACGAAAAGGUGCGUGCCUAUCAUGCUGCAUUCUACCGCCCGGACAAUCUACACGUCAUCAUCACCGGGCAAAUCAAGCCGGACGACAUUUUCAAAGCGCUCGAACCGAUCGAGACGAAAAUCGUGUCGAAAGGAGCGCUUCCACCCUUCGAGCGCCCGUGGCAAACGCCGGUGGAACCGCUGAAGGAAUCAGCGGACAUCAAAAUCGAGUACCCGGCCGACGAGGAAGACUGUGGGCUGCUGAACGUGGCUUGGCGAGGACCGAAAGCUACAACGGAGUACGACACGCUUACUGCCUGUGCGGUGCUUCUGCGCUAUCUGACGGACACUUCGGCCAGUCCGGUCCAGCGGGAGUUUGUCGAGAUUGAUGAUCCGUAUGCAAGUCGCGUGGGCUACAACAUCGUGGAAAACUCGGUUUCGCUGCUGUACAUUUCGUUCGAAAACGUUCCGCUCGGCAAGGAGGAUCACAUUUUCCCUAAGCUGAACCAGCUGCUGGCGGGCAUUGCGAGCGGCAAGGAGAAGCUGGACAUGCAACGCAUGCGAAACGUUAUCGAGCGCAAUCGGUUGGAGGCGCUCAGCAGCCUGGAAUCGAAUCCGCACGACGAUAUCGCUUUCCACGUGAUUGGAGAUGUGCUGUACGGGUCGGACGAGAGUGAGUUUGACAACCGGCUGAACGUGAAUCGAUGCUUGCAGACGUUGAAAGACAAGGAGGACAGCUUUUGGCUAGCGUUGAUGAAUGAACAUAUUGUAAAGAACAAACACGUCGUGGUGCGUGCCGUUCCCAGCAUAAAGGAGAACGUGCGUACGGCCAGUGUCGAGCAGGCGCGGCUGGAAAAGCAGCGGGAAACACUCGGCGAAGAUGGGCUGAAGGAAAAGGAGCAGGUGCUGGCCGAUGCGAUGGCGUCCAACGAAAUUCCACCGCCGGAGGAGAUGAUCACCUCCAUACCCGUUCCCUCCACGGAAGGCAUCAAGUUCUAUCCGGUCGAGGUGUACUCGUCGUCCCGCGCAGAAAGCAAUCCUCCCGGGUUGAUUAUGAGCGAUUUGCCAGUUUAUGCGGAAGCGUAUGAUCUGCAUACGAACUUUUGCUACCUCAAAGUCACGAUGUACACGGAGCCGCUAAGUGUCGAGCUGCGAUCGUACCUGGUGCUGCUGCUAGAAUUGCUGACCGAAUCGCCUAUCCGGCGCGGCGAUACAUUGAUCCCGUACGAGGAGGUCGUUUCAACGCUCGAGUCAAACACGGUCGAAACGACCACCGACCUAGGGUUCAGCUCGUCGAGUCGUUUCAGUGUGGGCGCUUACUCUAGUACGGCCACACUGUACAUGCAGGUGGUCAGGGAGAAGUACACCACGGGCAUCGAACUGAUGACGGAGCUGUUGCACCAAACCGAAUUCACCGCCGAACGUAUCAAGGUUUGUGCCACGAAGCUGAUCAACGAGGUGGCGCAAGCCAAGCGGGAAGGAAACUCCAUCGCAAAGGACAUCCUGAAAGCGAUGCGUUAUCGGAAGGAGAGCAACGUGCGCAUCUGCUCACUGUUGAAACAAUCGAAAUUCCUAACGUCCCUGCUGGAGAUGAUGGAAAAGCCGGAUUCGGCCAAGACGGUGAUUGAAAGCCUGAACAAAGUCCGCUCGAUCAUUACGCUGCCGGAAAAUGUGGCCAUCCACAUGGCGGCCGAUUGGCAGGCGAUGAAGGAGCUGGGCAUCGAUCUGAUCACACCCUGGAACCGGCUUGUGCGAGCAACCAGCGGGACGGACAAAAUAGUGAAAAGGUUUACCAGCAUGCAGGAUUGGGAGCACAUGGAGAAGAGUAGCGAGGCGCUCGAAAAGCCGUACACGGGUGUGGUCGUCGGUUUGGGCAGUGUGGAGAGUGCGUUCCUGUUUCGUACCUGCCCGGGAAUAACGGAUUUCAACGAUCCCGAUCUGGUGCCACUGCUACUGUUUCUACAAUAUUUGACCCAGCUGGAAGGCCCGCUGUGGAGACAGAUUCGCGGCCAAGGGUUCGCUUACGGGUAUAAUAUAGUGCCGCGGCCGAACGAAGGGUCGCUCUACUUCACGCUGUAUCGUGCAUCGAAUGUGGUUGCCGCAUACCAGGAAGCUGUCAGCAUCAUGGAGAAGCAGGUGGGCGAAGCGGCGGAAUGGGAUGCCACGCUACUGGAAUCGGCCAGAAGUUCCCUCAUCUUCGAAAUCAUUGCCCGCGAGAACAGCAUCGAAAAGGUGGUGAACACCUCCAUGCUGACAAGCUUCAAGGGCGUGCCGGUAGGCUAUAACCAAUCUUUAGUGCGCCAAGUGGGCAAAGUGACGAAGGAGGACCUACUGCGCGUAGGCACCCGCUACGUUAAGCAUCUGUUUUCUGGCACGGACACGUGCACCGCCAUCGUUUGCCACCCGGACAAGGCUUCGGAUAUUGCGAGUGCUUUCAACAGCUUGGGCUUCCCGUUAAAGGUUGAAACGAGCCUGGAGGAUAGCAUUCUAGCUUAAACGUAAUGCGGGCUGUUGGUGGCCAGCGGAAGUAUUUCACCAUUUGGUUUGAUGUAGUAGCGUCAGUCUCACGUGCAGUUCGGUUGUGUGUUGCACGUGCUGACAGACUGCAACCUUUAUUGUGCAUAGAAUUUUUAUAGAACUCCCUUUAUCAAUAAUCAUCAUACUAAUCAAAA
Messenger RNA from Anopheles stephensi (Asian malaria mosquito), 3396 nucleotides. RefSeq lists its product as uncharacterized. The record is from RefSeq and is a predicted model, not a curated record. Gene Ontology annotation, molecular function: metal ion binding. Lineage: Eukaryota; Metazoa; Arthropoda; Insecta; Diptera; Culicidae. The transcript is spliced from 6 exons. The coding region runs from base 170 to 3220 and encodes 1016 amino acids.